Caenorhabditis bovis is the source of this 978-nucleotide messenger RNA. NCBI's taxonomy places the organism in Eukaryota, Metazoa, Nematoda, Chromadorea, Rhabditida, Rhabditidae. The record is from the annotation of a GenBank genome assembly.
AUGCCUUAUGAAGAGUUCGAUACCACACUCAAGGAUAUCGAUGAAAAGGAGUUGGAAAAGAUCCGCGAUGAGGAAGGUGUGAAACAUUUGAGCAAAAGGACAUGCUCUGACCCCGCUUUUCCUGUGCUAGGAAACGUACAUGGUCUGCAACACAUGAAAAUGAGUGAGCAAACGUAUUACUAUUCACGCUACACAUCGAAUACAAAACCAGCGUCUUACACGUCGCUCACGUCGCCACUAACAAGUUCGCAGUUCCGAACGCCGAAUCGCUCAUCAUCGGAUCGUCGUUUUUCCGACGAAAACGACGUUGAUUCACCUCAUGUUUUCGGCGACAUUCCAAAACCGCCUACAGGCAGCUCGGAAAAGAUGACGCAUCGCGAGAGAUUCGGCCCGCCGCCGUCAUUGUUGCGCAACAACAUGGCUACUUUCAAUUCGUCGUCAUCCUAUAAUCGUACCUACGAGAAAAAGGUGAUCGAAGAAGGAGCACCGCGUGUUCGCGUCACCACCCAAACUCAUGCUGCUCCAAUCGGAGGUGUUAUCCCGGAUAUCAGCAGCCUUCAUCAAAACAUGCUCUCCCACUUUCCAAACCUCUCGGUUUCGCCGUCAGCUGUCAAUUUUGCCAAUGCUGCUGGUUGUGUGACGUCUCUUCGUACCACUGAUACCUCGUUCAAUGCGACAUUGGAUGUGAGCAUGUACGACUCAGACACUCUCAAGGUGUCGGUUGUCGACCAAUUCAUUGUGAUCGAGGGAAGUCAUGGCGAGAAGGAAGACACGUUCGGAACCAUCGAGCGCACGUUCAAACGCAAAUUCGCAUUGCCAAAGAACAUUCCAGCCAAAUCGGUGACCAGCCAAUUGACAGCCGAUGGAAUGCUCACCAUUGAAGCGAAGGCUCCGGAGCCGAAACUCGACGGAGCGCGAGCCAUACCGAUCAAAGUCGUCACCACUGCCAAUGGUGGAGCCUCCGGUGAUCAAAAGUAA